Molecule: messenger RNA, 975 nt
Organism: Pichia kudriavzevii
Lineage: Eukaryota; Fungi; Ascomycota; Pichiomycetes; Pichiales; Pichiaceae
Exons: 1
Coding region: 1-975 (324 amino acids)
Source: RefSeq, a predicted model, not a curated record
AUGAGUAUAUUCAGUGAAUCAGCAUGUCAGGCUGGUGCCAACCCCCUUAACAAGUUUGUUGAGAACGCGGCAAAUGCAGAUAUUGGUAACUUUCAAAAAGCUUUUGAACAAAAACAACACGGAAACUUCCAUAGUUUCCAAAGCAUUGACAGUUCAGUGCAAAACAGUUUUGACAACUUUACUAGUUUGAAUAAUGAAGAACUAGUACCUCCGCAGUCAUUUUAUCAUCAUCCUCAGAACCAGAAUUUAAGUGCCCAGCUCAAUCAACAACGCGUUCAUCAUUUACAACCUCAGGGAGGAUGGGUAAAUGAUUUCAACAAUUUGUCAUUGUCCGACCACCAAAAACACCCUGCCACUAUUAACGAACACCAAGAGCCCCGUCAUUUCCAGCCAUAUGCCCAAAAGCCAGUACAUAGUUUCACUAGUCGACAAUUAAAUGCUCCGAUCUUACUAAACAAAUCUCAUGCCACCGAACAAAACGUGGCCACCCACGCAUUCGAAUCAAAUAUGGCAAUGUCCCACAUUAAAGAAGCUAAUAAGGAGUUCGACAGCGUCUUCAGCGAGGUUGAGUCAGAGUUGAUUACAGAGUCAGUAACACCAAAUCAACGAACAGAAGAAGAGGAGGCUUCUAUUUCGGCAAAUAAUGAAGAAGAAAAGAUACAAUUUGCGAUGCUAGCAAGAAAAGUUUUUGUUACUAUGAAUGAUACCCCUAAACACGUUUCUACUGCAACGUCCAAUAAAUUCAAGCAGAGUGGUUUUAUGCAAUUAAUGAAUCAGAUUUCAAAUAGAGAAAUAGAAAUAAGUGAUGACCAGAAGAAACUGGUGGAUCAAAAUGGAGUUGAUAUCCGUUCUGCUCUUUCUGAUCCUCUAUCGAGCCUUGAAUCCCAUGAUAUUUUGGAAUCUCCAUUCGAGUCAGCUAGAAAAGUCACUAAUGGUAUGGUUGACUCUAAAUCAUGGCAAAGCGAAUUUGUGUAA